This is a messenger RNA of Myiozetetes cayanensis, 2005 nucleotides long. It is a transcript of the gene TARBP2, whose product is annotated as TARBP2 subunit of RISC loading complex. Gene Ontology annotation, molecular function: double-stranded RNA binding; siRNA binding; pre-miRNA binding. Gene Ontology annotation, biological process: regulation of miRNA processing; regulation of viral transcription; regulation of siRNA processing. The record is from RefSeq and is a predicted model, not a curated record. Gene Ontology annotation, cellular component: RISC-loading complex. Lineage: Eukaryota; Metazoa; Chordata; Aves; Passeriformes; Tyrannidae.
ACCCCGAUACUGCACCGGGAACCCCCCGAUGUCGGGACCCCCCGACAGCAGCACCGGGACCUCCAGGAGCAGGACUGGCCUCCUCCGGUGCCCCCAGGACCCCCCCGGCACGGGACUCGCCCGACUUCAGCAGCACGCGGGGCACCAGUGCAAUCCCAGUGCUCCCAGUAUGGGUGUCCCGCCGUUCCCAGUGCUCCCAGUACGAGUGUCCCACUGUUCCCAGUGCAAUCCCAGUGCUCCCAGUAUGGGUGUCACUCUGUCCCCAGUGCUCCAUGUCUGAGCCUCGUGGUCCCCAGUCUGGGGAUCCCUCUGUCCCCAGUGCUCCCAGUGCAACCCCAGUGCUCCCAGUGUGCCUCUCCCUCCAUCCCCAGUGCUCCCAGUGCUCCUCCUCUGACCAGCGCCACCUGUGGCUCACCCCCCUCACCGUCUGUCCCUGUCCCCACUGUCCCCAUUGUCCCCACUGAGGGGGAAACUGAGGCACGACCCCCUUCCCCCUCCGAGAGCCACGUGGCCCGCCCCCCGUCGCCUCCUCGCGCGGGGGAUUGUGGGACUCGUAGUCCGCCGGAGGGGGCGGAGCCGCGUCGGCGCGCGGGGCGGGCGGCUCCGCCGGACUACGAUUCCCAGGCGCCCCCGCGCGGCGCUCGCCUCCCGUGAUGCCGCGCGCCCCCUGGCGGCGCGGGCGGCGGCCGGAGCGGCGGGGAUGAGCGAGGAGGGGGCGGGCGGGGCCCGGCGGAGCGGCGGCGCCUUCCCCAGCCUGGAGCAGAUGGUGGCCGCCAGCCCCGGGAAGACGCCCAUCAGCCUCCUGCAGGAAUAUGGGACACGCUUAGGACGGACCCCCGGCUACGACCUGCUCAAGGCCGAGGGCCAGGCCCACCAGCCCAACUUCACCUUCCGCGUCACCCUCGGGGACAUCAGCUGCACCGGGCAGGGCCCCAGCAAGAAGGCGGCGAAGCACAAGGCGGCCGAGGUGGCCCUGAGGCUGCUCAGAGGGGGGGGGGCCAUGCUGGAGCCCCCGGAGCACAGCUCUCCUUUCCCCCCAGAGCCCCCGACUGAGCCCGGCCCCGCCGCUGCCCCCCCAGCUCCUGCUGUGCCCCCUCCCUCGCCCAGGGGACCCCCCUUGGAGAUGAAGACACCCGUGUCCCCCCCCCAGUCGGAGUGUAACCCCGUGGGGGCUCUGCAGGAGCUGGUGGUGCAGAAGGGCUGGCGCCUGCCCGAGUACACGGUGACCCAGGAGUCGGGGCCGGCGCACCGCAAGGAGUUCACCAUGACCUGCCGCGUGGAGCGCUUCGUGGAGAUCGGCAGCGGCACCUCCAAGAAGCUGGCGAAGCGCAACGCGGCCGCCAAGAUGCUCGUGCGGAUCCACAACGUGCCGAUGGAGCCGCGCGACGGCAGCGAGGCCGAGGGCGAGGAGGACCAGUUCAACAUGACGUGCCCCCGGCUGGAGGGGCUGCGGGGCCGAGCCCCUGGCUGUACCUGGGACUCCCUGAGGAACUCGGCGGGCGAGAAGUUGGGGCAGCUGCGGAGCGGGGAGGGUGCCCCCGCGCCGGGGGGGGCCUGUGCCCUCCUGCAGGAGCUCUCGGAGGAGCAGAGCUUCGCCAUCAGCUACCUCGACAUCGACGCGCUGAGCCUCAGUGGGCUGCACCAGUGCCUGGUGGAGCUGUCGACGCAGCCGACCACCGUGUGCCACGGGGCCGCCCCGUCCCGCGACGGCGCCCGCGCCCAGGCCGCCCGCAACGCCCUGCAGUACCUGCGCAUCAUGGCGGGGGGCAAGUGACCCCCGGGGGCAAGUGACCCCCCCCGGACACACCCACGGGCCCACGGACACACCCCAGGACUCGCUGGACCCACGGUGGGGCACCCGGCCCCCACCCACCGCCCCCCGGACACAGGGACCCACCUGGGUCCGUGGAUGGACAGACAGAUGGACCUCAGGGCCCAGGGGCUCCUUCCAGCCUGGCCCCCCCCCCCCCCACCGGUGCCAGGAGGGUCCCCGGGCACCAUCGGC